Molecule: messenger RNA, 5858 nt
Organism: Larimichthys crocea (large yellow croaker)
Lineage: Eukaryota; Metazoa; Chordata; Actinopteri; Sciaenidae
Gene: htr4
Product: 5-hydroxytryptamine receptor 4
Exons: 7
Coding region: 742-1917 (391 amino acids)
Biological process (GO): regulation of appetite; positive regulation of MAPK cascade; adenylate cyclase-activating adrenergic receptor signaling pathway
Cellular component (GO): plasma membrane
Molecular function (GO): G protein-coupled serotonin receptor activity
Source: RefSeq, a predicted model, not a curated record
UCAAAUUUAUAUUCUUCCAUUCAAGGGUCAAAGUUAAGGACGAGGAGCUUAUAUUUAAAAAUUUAUGUCAGGACCAGACACAAACUGUGCCUUUGUGGCCCGUUGACCCACACACAAUCACAUCUCUCAUUUCAGCAGUGACAGAACCACAACCAAGGGAAUCAUGUUGGACAAAUAUAGGGACAAUGACGAGCGAGGGGGAGAGAGAGAGAGAGAGAGAGACGGAUGCUUCUUUUACUUCAGGGCUAAAGAGGAGGGACUAAAGCCGAGCUGGAUAAUGUCCCCUGUGAGUUCAGGGAGAGCGGCAUAGCGCAACAUCUCCGCCGCUCAGUCCGGUCAGACUCCGCGCUGUCUCAAAAAAAUAUCUGCAGGGUCUCCUCACCCCUCUCAAAGAGCUCCCCACGAGGUUUCUCCACACUCCUCCUCUCUCUCUCCUUCUCUCCACCGUCUCUCUCCAGGCGCGCACCGAGCGUCGCUCCUCGCUUCUCUUUACGCGCGGACACUUUCUCCACAUUCCCACUUGUAUCCGCUGCGCGCCCGUUUAUCAUUUCAAUCCUCUGAGGACUCCCGAGCGUCAGCCACAAACCUCCGGGUUACUGUGCUUUCUCCUUUUAAAGGUUCAGUUCAUUAGUUAUUGUUUGUUUCUUUUGUGAUUCUGGCUCAUGGGGAUUUAGUGUCGUGACAUGCUUUCAGGACCCGGCGUCUCCACAAGGAAAUGGGACUCUCUGCAUUUAUGGUUACAUGAAUGUCAGCGCUGCAGGCCAGAUGCCGGUGAUGGAGGAGCUUGUCAGUGAGAGUGACAGCAUGCCAAAGCGGAUAGCCCUGAUCUGCUUUCUGUCUCUGGUCAUGCUGAUGAGCAUCCUGGGAAACCUGCUGGUCAUGGUGGCCGUCUGCAAGGACCGACAACUCAGGAAAAUCAAGACCAACUACUUCAUCGUGUCUUUGGCGUUUGCCGACUUGCUAGUAUCGGUGCUGGUGAUGCCUUUCGGUGCCAUCGAGCUGGUCCACCAGCACUGGAUCUACGGCGAAACCUUCUGCCUGGUCCGGACCUCAUUGGAUGUCCUGCUGACCACCGCGUCCAUACUGCACCUGUGCUGCAUCGCUCUGGACAGGUACUACGCUAUCUGCUGCCAGCCUCUGGUCUACCGGAACAAAAUGACGCCCAUGCGAGUGGCUCUGAUGAUCGGCGGCUGUUGGGUUAUUCCUACCUUCAUCUCUUUCCUGCCUAUAAUGCAGGGCUGGAACAGCAUCGGCAUCGACCACCUUAUUGAGGAGAGGCGCCACAGCGAGGGCAGUAACUCCACAUCCUGUGUCUUCAUGGUCAACAAGCCAUACGCCCUCACCUGCUCUGUGGUGGCCUUCUACAUCCCUCUGGUCCUUAUGGUGCUGGCCUACCAGAGGAUCUACGUCACAGCCCGUGCACACGCCCUGCAGAUCAGCAUGCUGCAGCGGGCGGGAGGAGCAGGUACUUCUGGCGCGGACUCCGCUGACCAUCAACGCAACCACCGCAUGCGAACAGAAACUAAAGCGGCGAAGACUCUGUGCAUCAUCAUGGGGUGUUUCUGCCUCUGCUGGGCGCCGUUCUUCGUCACCAACGUGGUGGACCCCUUUAUAGACUACACAGUGCCAGACCAGCUGUGGGCGGCCUGUCUUUGGUUAGGCUACAUCAACUCCAUGCUGAACCCUAUCCUCUACGCCUUCCUCAACAAGUCCUUCCGCCGUGCCUUCCUCAUCAUCCUGUGCUGUGGAAGGAAGAGGUACCGCAGGCCGUCCAUCCUGGGGGCCAACGCUCCUUGCACGGCCACGCAGAUCAACGGCUCCACACAUGUACUCAAGUAUUCUGUCCUUCACAACGGGAACCACACGGAGCAGGAGAAGAAGUCUCUGCACAACGAGUCCCACGAGUCCUGCUUGUGACCAACAAAGACUCCUCAAGUCACAUCUCCAACGACCUCGGCCCUCACACUGUCACCACAGAGUCGAUGGAAACACACCACAGAGCCACACAUCCGGAGCUGAAAUCCAACUGCAGAUGCUCCAGAAACCAGAGCCCUGAUGGGACAUUAGGAACCCAGGCGAGGAAUGUGACAUUAUAGGGGUGCAUCUGGUUUUUUCGAAGUUCAGCUGAAACUCAUCCUGUGGUCUUUGAAGGUGGCAGGGGACCCUCAUGGGCUGGAACAAAAACUAGUUCUCUGUCUUUUCUGAUGCUGUUUUUGUCACACUGGUUCUCCCGUCUGCAGGCCCGCAGAGACUGAGCUGUCCCAGUCGAACUGAAUCGGGAGCCAGAACGCGGCCGUGAUCCCAUCAGCAGGCCCGCUGGUAGCUUAUCUGUGAAGCUCAGCUUGUCUUGUGGAGAACCAGCAGCUUCUGUGGAAUGUGUAGGAGAAUUUCACAGCAUGAGAUGUGAUUAAUGACUGGGAGUCAUGGAAGUGAAUUAUGUUGCCAAAGCUAUUUGAUAUUACCUACAGAGGACCUGUUUCCAAUUAUUAUUAAGAUGCUCACUGUUGUUUUUCCAAAAUCAGAAUGAUUGGCGACAGAUCUUAGAAGGUUGUUGCAGAAUAAGCUGCCAAAAAUGAGCUUUUCAAAGUGUUAUUCCCGGCAGAGUCGAGAACAUUUCUUUUGACAUCACGUCGACGUCACGUGUCUCAGACACAAAGCUGGAGAACCUGUGUGUCUCCCAGGUCGAAGCUUUUCCAGCUUUGCUAAAUCCUCACUGAGCUGAAAGGAAAACGGUUCCAAAGCUGCGUUAAAUCCUUGACCUAAACUGUUGAAGUGCAUUAUUAUAGAGGCUGCUAGUUCACACUCCACGAGGCUUCAUCUGAAUCAUUGUUCUUUCACACAAUAAGAAGUUAGAGGACUGCAACGCAUACUCAUGAAUGAUUCAACAGGCAUUGGAGCAAUAUGUGCAAGGUUAUGGUGUGUGUGUGUGUGUGUGUGUGUAAGAGAGGGAGAGAUUAUAUUUGCAGGGUUUUGCAACCUAUGUUUGUCUGUAUGCAUGUUUCCAUGUGUGCCUCUGAGUGUCUAAAUAUGCCAACAUGUGUGAUGUAAGUAUGUAUAAAAACGGCCUUCUCCCGUCAUUCCACGCAUUAACACACCACUUAUUCCCUCCGUCCUUGCUCGCCUCGGAGGCCACGUUAAAGAAUGUACCGGAAGUGUUUCCAUUCAUUUAUAUUCAUGGAAAUAGAAAACACUAUAGCCAACUUGUUUACCUGUACCCUUGUCCCUUUUUCUGUCCUCAAACCUUUUUGUGUCCUCCAGCACUUGUAGCUUAGAUGUUAUUCAACAGAUCACUUCCCGGUCCCCAAACUGACGCACCAAACAGCAAAGAGAGAGUUAAUAACCAGCUGGUGAAAACAAUGGAACAUUUAGAAGCAGAUAAUUCGCUCAAGUGAUGGUGGAGACCAGACCAGAAAUAAGUGGACUUGUAUUCAUCAGGUGGAGAGAAACAGGAUUUUGUUUCUCUUCGUCUGCCCAACGUGCCACUGAUUUCUAACCCAUUAGCCAUAAAUGUAUAUAUUUUUUAAUAUGUCAGGGUUGCGUGUCUGUGGAGCUAUUCUGCUGCCAAGUGGUCGAAAGAUGAAGCUAAAGAAAAAAUCAAUUCAUCAAAAGCAUUAUUUCAAGUUUGACUUGAAGCUGUGGUUGGAAAUGUUAAGAUGUGAGAUAGACCCCAGAUUUCUGUUUUCCUCAUUUUUAGUUUGUGAUUUGAUGUUUCUGAUUGUCCUCUGAAGAUCGACUCAACCCAACUAUGUUUUUUUUUUCAAUUCUACGAAUACUGAAAUUUCACAUAAACGUGAAGCCCAAAGUGCUUCAAGAUUCAAGCAGUAAAGACAGAAAUAGAUGACAGCGAAGAAUUUUCCAAGAAGUUCUGCCAUGAAGAAACCAAUAAAAUAAAUAAACUCAAGAGGGAUAAAAGAACCAGUUUAUGAAAACCAAUGACCAGUUAUAUCAGUGAUAGACUUUGUGUUAAUAAUUAAAUGUUGCUACCCAUGUUUUUAUUUAUGAUACGCACAAUUUAGCAACAUCUUUUGCUCCAAAUUGAUUGCAUGUCAGUUUAGAGAUAAACCUCAGGACCAAUUAGCGUAAAGCUGUUUGUAUUUCGUUAAUCAAAAGUUAAAGAAAAUCCAAUGCCGACUAUGAAAUUCAAACAAACAAACAGUGAACGUCUCCCAGAGGCGAAAGCAGACACAGAAACAGAAGCAAACGUUCUAAAAAUGUUUGCAUAGAAGAAAAAAAACGGCACUCUCAAAUCAGUUAAUCAGAUGAAAAACACUGCUGAGCGCUAAUUCACUGGCACAAAGAAAAGCCAAAAAGCUCUUGACUAGAAUCACUGGGCAGACGAGUAAUUACAAAUCCCCGCGGAGACAAGCCCAUUGACCCAGUUUAACGAUUCAGAGGACAGAUCCAAUCCAGACUGAACCUCCAGAAAUGACACCAUCCCUCAUGUUACUCCAGAUACAUAAAUAUGAGCCUAUGACACGUCAGGCUGAUUCAGGCAGACUUCAUCUGCUAGAUACUAUAGUUCAGUGCCACGGUAGAGCUCACUUAAAUUGAUACCCUUUCCAAAAAAAUAUUAAGGGACCAUGUAUAAUAUUUAGCAUAAAUGGUGCCAGUUGAUGUAUUGUACCAUUUAAAUUGAACUCUCCCCAUUAAAUUUUUAAUGUCCUGUUUAUCAUGCUGAAGUGUGAUAUCCAUGAAUAUGAUAAAUCCAUGAAUCCAUAAGUUUUAAAUAAACAUUUGGGAUGGAGGAUCUCUUUUAAGCUCAUGGCGGUUCAGUGGUUUACCCAAAGACACUUCAGCUUGGUGAAUGGCGCCACAGUUCGAGCUUUCUAUAGUGGACAGAGUUCUGGUAACAUCUCACCAAGUUUGGUGCUACUGUAUUAGAAGGAGGAAGUCAAAGCUAAUUUAUUAAGUAAAACAUUGUUCAUUUGAUUUUGGUGCUUAUGAUCCUAGUUCCCCAGAUCCCCAGUUCACGGUGUUAUACUCAACUUUGCAAGCAUAAAAAACAAUGUCGAAAUCAUUCUCCCUCUACCCAUAAUCCAUUUUCAGUUUCAAGUCAUUUCUCCAAGCUGAUUCGGAUUCUUCCAAUCUUGGAAGAUUGGGGUUUUAUAGUAGUUUCAGUUUCUGAAUACUUAAAAGGCCAUGCAGACAUCAGCAAAGACAACCAGAAGCAUCUGUAUCUCAACACACAGCAGGCGAAGAAGUAAUUCAUGAAGAUGUUCUUAUACACUUUGUUAUAUGUAUGCUGAUUUUCUCGUUGGUUGUUUCAGUAUUGUUGAAUUUUCUGCAGUACAAAUGAGACAUCAAACCAUAGACAAAAUAGGAAAUGUUUCCUAUUCGCUGAUGAACAAGUACUUACAUUUCAUUGUUUGAAUUGUUUUUUUUUUGUUUUUGUUUCCAAAAAAUGGACUGAAACUGUGACCUCUUCCGUAAUUGAAGCACAAGCACUUUUUUGUGAUUUAAGGAAGGAUCAAUUGAGCGUUGUCAUCACAGUUAAGUUUUAGGGAUGUUCAGUAAUUCCUUGAGUUGAUAAUCCCUCCCAAAAACAACCUGUGGAUGUUUCUUUUUUUGUUGUUGUUUGUUUGUUUGUUUUUCUUUUGAAUUGCAUUUGAAUAUUAUUUAUUUUCCGAUAUAUGUUCAAUGUUCAGAAGAUAAUUAAGAUCUAGAUGACCUAUUUUAAUAUUAAACUGAUUGUGCAAAUUAUGCGUUAGGACCAGUUGCCUGUUGAUUUGUUCCCCCCAUUUGCAAAUCCUAAUUUGUCAAUGUUCAUUCUUUAAAAAAAAAAAUAAAUACAGUUAGAGAGAAAGUUUUGCAGUAUGUGAUGAAAACUUAAGACUGGAGAUUGUAAAACAAAACCUGUA